Trichoderma reesei QM6a is the source of this 1067-nucleotide messenger RNA. Its product is annotated as cell wall protein. The coding region runs from base 144 to 857 and encodes 237 amino acids. Lineage: Eukaryota; Fungi; Ascomycota; Sordariomycetes; Hypocreales; Hypocreaceae. The record is from RefSeq and is a predicted model, not a curated record. The transcript has 2 exons.
CACGUUUGUGUUUGACUGCCUUCGUUUCUUUUUCGUUUGUGUCUUUGCCUCCUCUUGAGCUCGCCAUUCGCUCUCGCAUCGUCUUCGCUUGCUCUCGUUCAACGACAACAACAGCAGCAUAUACCACACCGAAAACCCUCACAAUGAAGGCCUCCGUCCUCUCUCUCCUCCUCGCCGGCCUGGUCGCCGCCCAGGACUUUACCGGCCAGCCCGAAUGCGCUAUCCCCUGUCUCAAGGACGCCAUCCCCAAGGCCGGCUGCGCCCUCACAGACACCGCCUGCGCCUGCAAGCCCGACGUCCAGGCUAAGCUCCUCGGCCUCGUCGGACCCUGCCUCCUCAGCAAGUGCAGCCCCAGCGACCUCGCAAAGGCUCAGGCCGCCGCUGCCGACGCCUGCAAGAAGAACGCCGGCGGCUCGACCGAGACGUCUUCUGCCGCCACGGCUACGGCCACGGCCACGGCUACGGAGCCUGCAUCCGAGACCACCACGUCUGCCGCCGAGACCACCACCGAGGCUGCCACCACCACUGACGCCGGCACCACCACCACCGAGGCCACCACUGCUCCGGCCUCGACCACUGCUGCCUCGACCACUGCUGCUGGGACCACUGCCGCCGAGACUUCCACCAGUGUCUCGACCGGCCCGACCAUUCAGCCCUCGGCUCCCUCUGGCGUCUCCAACAGCACCGUCUCCGGCACUCGCUCCGUCAUCACUCGCACCUCUACCGCCUUUGUCGGCGGCGACGGCGGCUCCAAGACGUCUGGCAUCCCUGCGUCCACCACGCUUGCCGGCAGCGAUGCUACCGCCCCCGUGGCUGGUGUCAUCGGCGCCGUCCUGGCUGCUCUGGUGGCCCUGUAAAUGCAAUCCAGCGCUUUUGAACUCAUUCUUGACAAGUUUGUCAAGGCGUUGGGCUAGCAUGUAUUCAUGAACUGACGAGUAUAUAAUAUGAAGAGGCGUGGACUUUCAAAACGGAAACUUUCUUUCUUCCCCCCUUUUUUUUUUCUUUUUGCAGGCCACGAUUGACUGGAUCCGGUCAGGGAGUUCAAUGUUUUCUUGAAUUCUCUUUGU